Striga asiatica is the source of this 1273-nucleotide messenger RNA. Lineage: Eukaryota; Viridiplantae; Streptophyta; Magnoliopsida; Lamiales; Orobanchaceae. The record is from the annotation of a GenBank genome assembly.
AUUUUUUUUUUUAUUUAUUUUUUUGUCCUAUUCUCAUCUGCCCUCCAUGCAACAAAACCAGCAAAAUUGGCCUUAUUAUCCAAUCAAGAAAGAACUCAAACACGGUAUUGUAUUUUUCUUCUUAAUUGUGGCCACCAUUGUUAGCUGCAAGCUUUUGAACCCCACCUUGUUUUUCAACAUCGGCUUCUUGCCCCGAAUUUUACCCGGAAAAGAUUCAGGCUCGAAGAACGAAUGCGAUUUUUCAGAUGGAAAUUGGAUAUUCGACGAAGAUCAACCUCGUGUGAGGUAUACAGAGAAUUGCCCGUUUUUAGAUCCUGGAUUUCGAUGCCAAGAAAAUGGGAGAAAAGAUUUGGAUUAUCAGAAAUGGCGAUGGCAGCCCAAAGAUUGUGAUAUUCCAAGAUUCAAUGCGAAAGACUUUCUCGACCGCGCCCGAAACUGGCGAAUCGUUUUUGCAGGCGACUCGAUUGGCCGAAACCAAUGGGAGUCCUUAACUUGCAUGUUGGCACAAGGGGUCGCUAACUGGACCUCAAUAUACGAAGAGUACGGGAACCCGAUUACCAAGCACAAAGGCUUCCUCUCGAUCAAAUUCCGAGAUUACAAUCUCACGGUACAAUACUACAGAGUGCCUUAUCUCGUGACAAUCGAUCGACCUCCGAAAAACGUGUCCAAAGAGGUGUAUGGAGCCAUUAGAGUCGACAGGCUGCAUUGGUACUCGGCCAAUUGGGUCGGAGCUAAUGUUUUGGUGUUCAGCGCAGGCCAUUGGUGGAAUCAAGACAAGACGAUAAAAUCGUACGAAGGGGAACACGUGAACAUGUCGAUGGAUGUAAUGGAAGCUUUUAAAAGAUCGAUGAACACGUUGAGAGUAUGGGCAAUGCAGAGUUUGAAGCCGGGAAAAACACAAGUGUUCUUUAGAAGCUACUCACCGGUAUAUUACAGGGAAGGAGCAUGGGACAAAGGCGGGUACUGCAACACGAGCACGCAACCCGAGACCAACAGAUCAAAACUCGAUCCCGACCCCCCCAACAACAUGAUCAUCCGUGAAAUUGCUCGAAAACUGAAAAACACAAUCUCAACAACCCACUUCACGAACAUAACUUACCUAACAGAGUUCAGAAAAGAUGGGCACCCAUCGAGUAACCGUGAACCGGGCACUCCACCCGAUGCCCCACAGGAUUGCAGCCACUGGUGCCUGCCCGGAGUGCCCGACACUUGGAACGAUUUGAUCUAUGCUGAGCUAUUGCGAACGGGUUUUUAGAACAAGGGUAAAGUGAAG